CCUCAGUGUUCAUUGAGCAGUCUUUCAAGCUGACAGCCGAAAUACGGAUCGUGUUGGAAUCGAAUUCAAGCUAUAGCUUAAGGAAAUUCACCUUUUUUUACUUUCUUUUUUAAUUUAUCGGUAAAAGAUUGCCAUGUCGCCUGCUGCACAGAACCAAAUAAAUUUUCCUUGCCGAAAAUUAAGCGUACGUCGAAAGAUGGAUUUUGACCGUGAUCUCGCUAGUCCUACAAAAUCGCCUCGUAAAGAAACAAGUGAUGUAGCUAAUGAGGCUGAGCAGUCAGUGAGGUUGACUCGAUCUUCAUCAAGGAGAGCUCAGACACCAACUCCUUCCAUACCUCAUGCAGUUCGCUUAAGUCCUAGAAAAGUCCAUAGAAAUCUCUUCAAAAAUACUGUUGCUUCUUCUCCUGCUAAAGAAGCACCAUUGAGUUUGAUGACCAAAAUAUGCAGUCCUAAAAAAGCUGCUGUGAGAGGAAAUGAAGAAAAUCACAAAGGAGGUGCUCUGUUGAAUUCUCCGGUUAAAUUGAAACUGCAUCACCCAAAUGUUACAAGCUUUGCUAAGGCACGCCAAGCCCUUCAUACUACAACUCCAAGCACUAUUUUUUGCAGAGAUAAAGAGCUGGCCGUAAUUGAGAAUUUUAUGAGGCCCCUUAUUGAUGAAAGAAAACCAGGCAGCAUGUACAUAUCAGGAAGGCCAGGAACAGGCAAAACUGCAUGUGUAACACACAUCUUGUCCAACAAAACUUUCUCAGGAAGGUUUGAGUUAAUUUUUGUCAACUGCAUGUUACUUCGCACCCCUGCCUCUAUAUUCCAACACAUUGCUCAGCAGCUGGAUGCAAAAUGGAAUGCUUCUGCCAGAGAAGCAUUACCAUUUCUGGAAGACAGACUCACAGACACGGGACCUAUGAUUGUUCUCGUUUUGGAUGAAAUUGACCAAAUGUCAACCAGAGAUCAAUCUGUCUUAUACGCGAUCUUUGAACUGCCAGCAUUGAAAAACUCACGACUGAUUUUAAUAGGCUUAGCUAAUGCUUUGGACCUUACUGACCGAGCCUUGGUUCGGCUGCAAAGCCGAGUAAAUUUCAAGCCCGUUCUUCUCAAUUUCUCACCUUACUCAAAACAAGACAUUGCAACCAUUUUAAGCCAGCGAAUCCAGGAAGCUGUCACGGAGGAUGUUGGCAAUGUGAUAGCUCCCUCGGCUCUCCAAUACUUGGGGGGUAAAAUAUCUUCUACCUCCGGUGACCUCCGCAAAGCCAUUGAUAUCUGCAGGCGAGCUGUCGAAUUGGCCGAAACAACAGCAAAAAAGCAACUGGUGUUGGCACCGUCGAAUUCUGAAUCUCAAAACAGCGGAUCUGUUCCGACUAACAAAUGCGUGAACAUCCCUCUUCUGUGUAAGAUGAUGGGCUCAGUUGAAAGUAGUGCCUUCUGCUCUGCCAACAGCGAUGACAUGGACGAUACUCCUCUGCAGCAGAAGCUUAUUAUUGUGACACUUCUCGUGCUAGUCAAAAUGGGAAAAUCAAAGCAAGUGACACUGGGAAAACUGCAUCAGUCAUACAGCAAAGUCUGCUCCAAGUACGGUGUGACAGCCAUAGACUUUGAUGAAUUCGCGCACACCUGUUCCUUGGUCGAGAGCCGAGGCAUAGUGACUUUGAAGAAAAAGGGUAAUACUCGUCUUGCCCCUAUAUGUCUACGACUUGACGAGCGUGAAGUAGAGUCUACACUUAAGGACAAAACUCUUUUAUCCUCAAUCCUGGCACAGGGGUCUUUAUUUGUUUAAAAUGCUGUUUGUGAAUUUAUAUAACCAUGCCCAUGUCUGCCAAAUCUGACGAUAGUUCGAUUACGUAACAGAAAACUACAAUUUUAUCUCAAAUACAAUUCUUCGAUUUUA
Daphnia magna is the source of this 1882-nucleotide messenger RNA. It is a transcript of the gene Cdc6, whose product is annotated as cell division control protein 6 homolog. The record is from RefSeq and is a predicted model, not a curated record. Lineage: Eukaryota; Metazoa; Arthropoda; Branchiopoda; Diplostraca; Daphniidae. The transcript is spliced from 5 exons. Gene Ontology annotation, cellular component: nucleus. Bases 134 to 1771 code for a protein of 545 amino acids. Gene Ontology annotation, molecular function: ATP hydrolysis activity; DNA replication origin binding. Gene Ontology annotation, biological process: DNA replication initiation; mitotic DNA replication checkpoint signaling; cell division.